This is a messenger RNA of Amoebophrya sp. A120, 1527 nucleotides long. The record is from the annotation of a GenBank genome assembly. NCBI's taxonomy places the organism in Eukaryota, Dinophyceae, Syndiniales, Amoebophryaceae.
AUGACGGAGUACUGGGUGUCGACGGCGAAGCACUACUGCAAGAUCUGCAAGAUCUGGAUCAGCGGGCACCAGCGGAACAUCAACACGCACAACAAGUCAAAAUGGCACCUGGAAAACGAGCGGAAGAUGCUGAAAGAGAAGCAGGAGGAGCAGCGGGAGAAGGAGAAGGAAGAGAAGGAAGCCAAGAAGAUCCUCGCGCAGAUGGAGCGCGACGCCAAUCGGGCGAUGGGCAUCUGCGAACCCGCGGACGACGACAAGCCCAUGGUGCCCAAGUGGGGCCGCGAGGAACUCGAGAAGGAGUUCGAAACCACGUUGGUCGGCAACCGGAGCAGACCGCAAAAUCAUUUCAACAAUAAGGGCAGCGGCAAAGGCGGUUCCUCCAGCAGCUCCUCUACUUCGGCGAACAAGAUCCAGCAGCUGCAGAAGCAAAACGUCGCCGCGGAGAACCAGUUGCUGCACGACUCGAUCCGGAGAAAGCACGCGGAGCUGAGGCAGAAGCUGCUCGCCGAGUGGGCGGUGUGCGUGGACCCGGAAGAGGAACGGAUCUACUACUUCAACCGCAAGACGCAGGACCGCCAGUGGGACUUGCCGAAAGGGCUGAUGGAGAGCGAUUUGGACGUCGCGAAGCCGCUGUUGUGGGUGCAGAUCUUGGACACCAAAACGGAAGCAGGCGGCUACUACUACAACACGCAAACGGGCGACACGUCCUGGGAAAAGCCGGAGGUGGUCACGGCGAAGCUCCCCGGGGUGCCGGAUGGCUGGGAAUUCGUCGAGGAAAAGGACAGCAAGUUCGCGAAAAAAAAGUCCAGAAAGCAGAUAGAGGAAGACGAGAUUAGGGAAAAAAAGUUGAAAGAAAUACAAGAAGCGAGGGAAAUGGAAAAAGUGGCGAAGAGUAUAAAGUUUACUCUGUUGUUUUGCUGGUUCGCUACGAUUUUUUCUUUGUUUUUUCGAAUGCAAAGCCAUUUCUGAAGAAAUCGUCCACCAGAUGCAAGCUUGGAUAGUGCUGGGCAUUACCCCGGCGAAGCUGAAUGAGUUGAGCUUGUCUAGCGGCCCUUCAGAAAAUGAAAAACGGCACCAUCGAGUCUUCAACUUCAUCUUCAUGCAAAUAUAGAAACAUCCUUCCAAUGUAAGUAUACUGAUAACGACAAAACAACAGUUAAACUCGGCACCGACGAGCUUGCGGGGAUUCAGGACCUUGGUUUGAAGGGCGUGACAUCCGCACUGGACAAGGUGGCUGCCAUGAAGGACGAGGCAAAGAACCAAGGUAUUUUCAACCGCGAAGACCUGAAAAUGGUCGGUGGCGCAACGGCGGCGAGCCUGACGGGCGGCGGCUUCUCCUUCAGCAGCAGGAGAAACAAAGUCGGCGGUGCUACAACCGAGGGUACUACUUCUACGGGUGCGGGAAUCAUAAAGAAGGGACGAGCCACAAACAAAAGAACACGGCUGUCGGAUAGCGACUGACACAGUUUGAAGAAGUAGUUUUUUGACCGAAUGUAAGCGACAAACACGAAUCAAUAUACUUAAAAU